Halichondria panicea is the source of this 4842-nucleotide messenger RNA. RefSeq names its product muscle M-line assembly protein unc-89-like. Gene Ontology annotation, cellular component: neuron projection. Bases 16 to 4842 code for a protein of 1608 amino acids. Lineage: Eukaryota; Metazoa; Porifera; Demospongiae; Suberitida; Halichondriidae. The transcript has 22 exons. The record is from RefSeq and is a predicted model, not a curated record.
GCAUGUGUGGCGGGCAUGUCCAUGCUUUACUCGUCUUUGUGUACAGGUCCUGCAAUUGACGUACAACCGAGCGAUGUGAAUGCGGAAGCGGGUGGAACUGCCACACUCACCGUGGAAGCCUCUGGUGAAGGAUUGAGCUACCAGUGGUUUGGUCCUGGCGGGAACGCUCUCACUGACGUCGACGGAGACAUCGAAGGAUCCAAUUCAUCCACCCUGCAAAUUAUCAAUGCUGAGUCUGGCGAUGCUGGAGAUUACACAGUCGUUGUGACCAACAGUGCGGGAUCAGUCGUCUCUGAUGCUGCAACUCUGUCUAUUGCUCAACCUACCCAAGGUCCCACACUUGCUCCUCUGAUCCUGAACUGCAGUGCCGAGUUCCUCGCUGAGUCUCAGCAAGUGAGUGUGAGCUGCACGUCAAGUAGGGACCUCGACGGCUUGGACUUUGAGUGCAGCUUCAAUGAUUCAUCAGUAACAGAAGGAUGUGAGUUUUGGUGUGGACAAUUCCCGUUCUUUGUGUCUGUCGCUGGAGCUUCAGGAAGCCAGACCAUUGUUAUCAGUGCAACCGAUCCAGCGGAUGGAGCUGGUUUCACGUCAACCAUUACAAUCACAACCACAGCCCCUGAAAUUGAGACCCAACCAGAGAGUGUGGGUGUCGAGCAAGGCGGAAGUGCCUCAUUCACCGUGGAGGCCUCUGGUGCAGGACUGACCUACCAGUGGUUUGGUCCUGGCGGAGUGGCUCUGACUGACAGUGACGGAGAGAUUGAGGGGUCCACUUCAGGAACGUUGACAGUUUUCAACGCUGAGCCUGGCGAUGCGGGAGACUACACGGUCGUUGUGACCAACAGUGCGGGAUCAGUCACCUCUGAUGCUGCAACCCUGUCUAUCGGCGAAGCCCCCGUGAUUGGGACCCAACCAGAGAAUGUGGACGUUGAGCGGGGUGGGAAUGCCACGCUCAGUGUGGUGGCAACCGGAGAGGGACUGAGCUACCAGUGGUUUGGUCCUGAUGGAGAGAUCGAAGGAGCCACCGCAUCCACUUUACGGAUUACCAAUGCUGGACCAGAUGACGCUGGCGACUAUAGAGUGCGAAUUACAACUGUCAAUGGAGGAAUUGUCGAUUCUGACACUGUCUCACUUUCCGUCGGUCCUGCAAUUGACGUACAACCGAGCGAUGUGAAUGCGGAAGCGGGUGGAACUGCCACACUCACCGUGGAAGCCUCUGGUGAAGGAUUGAGCUACCAGUGGUUUGGUCCUGGCGGGAACGCUCUCACUGACGUCGACGGAGACAUCGAAGGAUCCAAUUCAUCCACCCUGCAAAUUAUCAAUGCUGAGUCUGGCGAUGCUGGAGAUUACACAGUCGUUGUGACCAACAGUGCGGGAUCAGUCGUCUCUGAUGCUGCAACUCUGUCUAUUGCUCAACCUACCCAAGGUCCCACACUUGCUCCUCUGAUCCUGAACUGCAGUGCCGAGUUCCUCGCUGAGUCUCAGCAAGUGAGUGUGAGCUGCACGUCAAGUAGGGACCUCGACGGCUUGGACUUUGAGUGCAGCUUCAAUGAUUCAUCAGUAACAGAAGGAUGUGGACAAUUCCCGUUCUUUGUGUCUGUCGCUGGAGCUUCAGGAAGCCAGACCAUUGUUAUCAGUGCAACCGAUCCAGCGGAUGGAGCUGGUUUCACGUCAACCAUUACAAUCACAACCACAGCCCCUGAAAUUGAGACCCAACCAGAGAGUGUGGGUGUCGAGCAAGGCGGAAGUGCCUCAUUCACCGUGGAGGCCUCUGGUGCAGGACUGACCUACCAGUGGUUUGGUCCUGGCGGAGUGGCUCUGACUGACAGUGACGGAGAGAUUGAGGGGUCCACUUCAGGAACGUUGACAGUUUUCAACGCUGAGCCUGGCGAUGCGGGAGACUACACGGUCGUUGUGACCAACAGUGCGGGAUCAGUCACCUCUGAUGCUGCAACCCUGUCUAUCGGCGAAGCCCCCGUGAUUGGGACCCAACCAGAGAAUGUGGACGUUGAGCGGGGUGGGAAUGCCACGCUCAGUGUGGUGGCAACCGGAGAGGGACUGAGCUACCAGUGGUUUGGUCCUGAUGGAGAGAUCGAAGGAGCCACCGCAUCCACUUUACGGAUUACCAAUGCUGGACCAGAUGACGCUGGCGACUAUAGAGUGCGAAUUACAACUGUCAAUGGAGGAAUUGUCGAUUCUGACACUGUCUCACUUUCCGUCGGUCCUGCAAUUGACGUACAACCGAGCGAUGUGAAUGCGGAAGCGGGUGGAACUGCCACACUCACCGUGGAAGCCUCUGGUGAAGGAUUGAGCUACCAGUGGUUUGGUCCUGGCGGGAACGCUCUCACUGACGUCGACGGAGACAUCGAAGGAUCCAAUUCAUCCACCCUGCAAAUUAUCAAUGCUGAGUCUGGCGAUGCUGGAGAUUACACAGUCGUUGUGACCAACAGUGCGGGAUCAGUCGUCUCUGAUGCUGCAACUCUGUCUAUUGCUCAACCUACCCAAGGUCCCACACUUGCUCCUCUGAUCCUGAACUGCAGUGCCGAGUUCCUCGCUGAGUCUCAGCAAGUGAGUGUGAGCUGCACGUCAAGUAGGGACCUCGACGGCUUGGACUUUGAGUGCAGCUUCAAUGAUUCGUCAGUAACAGAAGGAUGUGGACAAUUCCCGUUCUUUGUGUCUGUCGCUGGAGCUUCAGGAAGCCAGACCAUUGUCAUCAGUGCAACCGAUCCAGCGGAUGGAGCUGGUUUCACGUCAACCAUUACAAUCACAACCGCAGCCCCUGAAAUUGAGACCCAACCAGAGAGUGUGGGUGUCGAGCAAGGCGGAAGUGCCUCAUUCACCGUGGAGGCCUCUGGUGCAGGACUGACCUACCAGUGGUUUGGUCCUGGCGGAGUGGCUCUGACUGACAGUGACAGAGAGAUUGAGGGGUCCACUUCAGGAACGUUGACAGUUUUCAACACUGAGCCUGGCGAUGCGGGAGACUACACGGUCGUUGUGACCAACAGUGCGGGAUCAGUCACCUCUGAUGCUGCAACCCUGUCUAUCGGCGAAGCCCCCGUGAUUGGGACCCAACCAGAGAAUGUGGACGUUGAGCGGGGUGGGAAUGCCACGCUCAGUGUGGUGGCAACCGGAGAGGGACUGAGCUACCAGUGGUUUGGUCCUGAUGGAGAGAUCGAAGGAGCCACCGCAUCCACUUUACGGAUUACCAAUGCUGGACCAGAUGACGCUGGCGACUAUAGAGUGCGAAUUACAACUGUCAAUGGAGGAAUUGUCGAUUCUGACACUGUCUCACUUUCCGUCGGUCCUGCAAUUGACGUACAACCGAGCGAUGUGAAUGCGGAAGCGGGUGGAACUGCCACACUCACCGUGGAAGCCUCUGGUGAAGGAUUGAGCUACCAGUGGUUUGGUCCUGGCGGGAACGCUCUCACUGACGUCGACGGAGACAUCGAAGGAUCCAAUUCAUCCACCCUGCAAAUCAUCAAUGUUGAGUCUGGCGAUGCUGGAGACUACACAGUCGUUGUGACCAACAGUGCGGGAUCAGUCAUCUCUGAUGCUGCAACCCUGUCUAUCGCUCAACCUACCCAAGGUCCCACACUUGCUCCUCUGAUCCUGAACUGCAGUGCCGAGUUCCUCGCUGAGUCUCAGCAAGUGAGUGUGAGCUGCACGUCAAGUAGGGACCUCGACGGCUUGGACUUUGAGUGCAGCUUCAAUGAUUCAUCAGUAACAGAAGGAUGUGGACAAUUCCCGUUCUUUGUGUCUGUCGCUGGAGCUUCAGGAAGCCAGACCAUUGUCAUCAGUGCAACCGAUCCAGCGGAUGGAGCUGGUUUCACGUCAACCAUUACAAUCACAACCACAGCCCCUGAAAUUGAGACCCAACCAGAGAGUGUGGGUGUCGAGCAAGGCGGAAGUGCCUCAUUCACCGUGGAGGCCUCUGGUGCAGGACUGACCUACCAGUGGUUUGGUCCUGGCGGAGUGGCUCUGACUGACAGUGACGGAGAGAUUGAGGGGUCCACUUCAGGAACGUUGACAGUUUUCAACGCUGAGCCUGGCGAUGCGGGAGACUACACGGUCGUUGUGACCAACAGUGCGGGAUCAGUCACCUCUGAUGCUGCAACCCUGUCUAUCGGCGAAGCCCCCGUGAUUGGGACCCAACCAGAGAAUGUGGACGUUGAGCGGGGUGGGAAUGCCACGCUCAGUGUGGUGGCAACCGGAGAGGGACUGAGCUACCAGUGGUUUGGUCCUGAUGGAGAGAUCGAAGGAGCCACCGCAUCCACUUUACGGAUUACCAAUGCUGGACCAGAUGACGCUGGCGACUAUAGAGUGCGAAUUACAACUGUCAAUGGAGGAAUUGUCGAUUCUGACACUGUCUCACUUUCUGUCGGUCCUGCAAUUGACGUACAACCGAGCGAUGUGAAUGCGGAAGCGGGUGGAACUGCCACACUCACCGUGGAAGCCUCUGGUGAAGGAUUGAGCUACCAGUGGUUUGGUCCUGGCGGGAACGCUCUCACUGACGUCGACGGAGACAUCGAAGGAUCCAAUUCAUCCACCCUGCAAAUUAUCAAUGCUGAGUCUGGCGAUGCUGGAGAUUACACAGUCGUUGUGACCAACAGUGCGGGAUCAGUCGUCUCUGAUGCUGCAACUCUGUCUAUUGCUCAACCUACCCAAGGUCCCACACUUGCUCCUCUGAUCCUGAACUGCAGUGCCGAGUUCCUCGCUGAGUCUCAGCAAGUGAGUGUGAGCUGCACGUCAAGUAGGGACCUCGACGGCUUGGACUUUGAGUGCAGCUUCAAUGAUUCAUCAGUAACAGAAGGAUGUGAGUUUUGGUGUCUCUGCUGCAUGCCUUAA